CAAGAUAAGCUAUCUGUUUCAAGGCAUUUAGAUGUCCAUCAUCCAAUCUUUUAUCUUUUCAUCGCAGUUACAGUUGGGUACGGUAACACCAAGAGUUUAAAACGCAUGGCACAGGGAAGCAAAAUGGCCACCGUUAAAGACAAAGCUACAAGAGUUAAGGUCAGCCGGCGUUUAAAUGAGUCGGAGCAUGAUCAUAUCCGCCAUACUUUCUUGUCAGCUGGUGGGAAUGCACCACCCUUCGAUUCCCAUUUGGCAAAUGCUCCGGCUGAGGAUAAAGCUAGUAAAUUGACACCUUUUCACCACGAAUGUUUCUGCAACCAUGGAGAUGACCUAGUCAGUGCCAUCAAGUGGCAUUUGGACAACAUGAGCAAUCCAGAAGAAAUCAAUUGGCAAGAUGCUAUUGGUCUAAGUCCGUUGCAUUUGCUUUGCGGGUUUAACGGAUCAAUUUACUUCGUGGAAGCACUGGAACUAUUACUAGAAAAAGGAGCGAAUUUGAAAGCUAUCGAUUUAAGAGGCUACACUCCGUUUCACUACAUGUGCUUCAAUGCCAUGUUGUCAAUUGAAGUCCAGUUGAAAGGACUGAGCAUGCUAAUACGCCGGGGGUCGGAUAUCAACGCUAAAGAGUAUAGAGUUCGAGCAUCUCCAUUGCAUCUGCUUUGCAACUAUAACACGAAGAAGAAAUUGGAUCCUAUUAUAUCCUUUUUCAUACUUCAUCGUGCUAGUCUGCACGCCAAAACUUCAGAAAAUCGAACAGCAUUGCAUUGUUUGUGCCGGACCCAUCGCGAUGAACAUCUUCUCGGUGCUGUUACUAUUUUGGUCCGUCACGGUGCUGAUGCCAAUGUCCGUGAUGACAACAACCUCACUGCACUUCAUGAAGUUUGUCUGUUCUACCAAAAGCCGAAUUUAAGCAGCGUAAUUGACCAGUUGUUAAGUAACAAAUCGACGUGUGUUAAUUAUGCGGCUAUGCACAAGAGAGCAGCUCUUCAUCUGAUUGCUAUUCAUUACCAUCACGCAAAUUUGCCCGAACUUCUGGAGUCUAUGCUUACAAAACAUGGAGCCGAUCCAAAUCAAAGUGACGAAAAGUAUCGAACUCCUCUCCAUUAUUUCCUGCAAUAUAACCGUUCUAGUUGUUGGAAAGAAGCUAUUGAAGUCCUGAUUCGUUCGGGAGCAGAUUUAGAAAGACGUGACUUGAAAUUUGGACGUCCUGCCCUUCACCAGGCUUGUUUAAAUUUUUACCAGGCCACUGAGCUACCUGAGAUCAUCGAAUUGAUGAUUAAAAAUGGAGCAAACGUCAAUUUUCUAGACAAACACAAUCGUAGUGUUUUGCACUAUUUGACAUCCGCGUCGGCGGUUAAUUUGAACGUGGGUCGAUGCGUUGAGUUGAUAUUGCCUCACCUUAACGAACAUACAGUGGACGAAGUGUCAGUUCAAGGCACAACAGCUUUAACACAAGCGGCUCGAAUGGGUUGUGUUGCUACUCUUCGUCAGUUAAUUCCAAAAGCAAAUAAAAAUGUUACCGAUUCGUUCGGGAAAAAUGUUCUGGAAUAUCUGAAAGAGUUGGGCGAAAGAAAGGGUCGUCCUCUUUGUUCUUGCUGUCAAGCUGUCGGUUCUUUCGUAUUACCACAAGCUCUGGUCAUGAAUUUAACGAGCAAAGAACGAGUUCGGCUUCGUCAUCCGGAACGAUUUAGUCUGGCAGAGUUAGGGAGAUACGUGCUGGAUACGUCUCCUUACGUCACUUUUCUAUACGAGGAUCAUCUCUUCAAAUUAGCCACGCCCAAGUGGAUGGAAUUCUUGGACUUUUGGAACCAUUCCAAAACGUUGUCUUUAAAUGACAUUGUGCGAGUCCAGCGAUUCAUCCGUGGCAUGACUCAUCCGUGCAAAUUGCCACCAUUAAUUCCGCCACGACGCAACAAGUGCGGAUGGUGUGACACCAUCGGCACUGUCCACAGCUAUGUGAAAACUCUCACGGACAAGGCUGGCCAGAUGGAUUAUCGUUUCCGGCCAUCAUCCGUCAUAGUUUACGGUUCAUUGGCUGAAGGCUCGAAACUAUUCGCACCGGAUUCGUAUCAUUACGCUGUUGUUCUGGCUGAUUGGUAUGAAGACCCGUUACAUCCGCAAACGGUUCGCUACAAUGGAGACGAGGCUUUGGUCGAGCAAUUUGCUUCACGAAAGAAGCUGGGCGAAAUCUCUUCCAGCAAAUUAAGUCAAUACUACAAUGGAAUUUUGGAAACGGCUGCCAGUUGGAUUCAGCGUUUUGAAAUUUUCGAGCAUUGGACUUCGAGUUUUGAUGAAAUCAAUACGACUCUUUAUUUAGUGUAUCGUGGGAAGAACAACCAGGCACCUAUGCGUUUGGCCGUCUCACUUUCGUUGGCUAUUGAACGUGCUCCAGGCCACACUCUUCGUCGGAGCCAAUUGCCUUCGUGGUGUCGAGUGGCCGAAAGAGACGAGAAAAUGGAAUAUUUAGGUGCUAAACCCAGCAUGGAAGGUUGGAGGUCUAUUUAUCCGGCCGUGGAACGAGAUAGCAUCAGACAUUCCGGUUCAACAGCUCUGCAAGUCUUCCAGUUGGUCAAACUUCUUAUAGCGGCUUCUAAUAGUACAGAAGAUGGCCAAAUAAUGAAAGAAGAUCCGAGCUCUUUUGCGCUAAAAAAUAGCCUGUUGCACUACAUGGAAUUGAAUCCGCCCCCGUGGAAUACUGUCGACAUCAUUCUGCACAGUCAGGGCGUCAUCGAUGUCAUUCUGGAUAAGCACGAUUUCUCCAUGAGUUUUUUCGACGACAAAGAAAAGAUCACAUUCGAUCAAAUGCCUCUCUUCUCGCCAAUAGCUUUUGACAUCAAGAAGAAGAUCAUGUUGAUCAAACUGCAGCUGAAAUGUCUGCUCAAUGACAGACACCAUUCAUUCACUAUCUAAUCGAUACAUUUAGGGUAUUCGCCCGUCCUUGUAUACAUCCGAACAAAAUCUCAUUUUUGUCGUGAGAAUACAAGACCUUUUAAACAAA
Daphnia carinata is the source of this 2995-nucleotide messenger RNA. RefSeq lists its product as uncharacterized. The transcript has 4 exons. NCBI's taxonomy places the organism in Eukaryota, Metazoa, Arthropoda, Branchiopoda, Diplostraca, Daphniidae. The coding region runs from base 106 to 2907 and encodes 933 amino acids. The record is from RefSeq and is a predicted model, not a curated record. Gene Ontology annotation, molecular function: protein binding.